AUGAGCACGCUGUAUCUGUGUAUCCGUACUGUAGUGCCAGUGCUCCGUACACCUAUGGCACUGCCGGGAAAGUACUGGUACGCCCUGCAGCGCUGGGUCGGCGCAUCAUCUGGCAUCCCGUCAACCCUGCUCCACCUGGUGGCAGCGGCGUCGGUGCAUCGACUCGCCAACGGCGACCCACUACAAUUUUGCUGGCCCGCCAGGCCCGCCCAGCUUUCCGACAGCGGUCACCGUCCAGCGACCGGUUGGCGACUCGAGCCCCCUGGCGCAGCCACCACGUUGCCUUCCCAGCGACCUCGCGCCCAACUACCGCCAAUCGAACGCCCUGCCGUCGUCCGUUCGUCUUCUCAAACUCUCACCUCCCUCCCCUGCCCUCCGCAUCGUCCUCGUCCCUCGCCCUCUUCCCUCGUCCUCCCUACACACACUGCACUCUUCCUUCCCGCCUCCUCCCGCAGUGGCAGCAUCUCCUUGCUAUCCGCAGCGGCCGACCCGAAAAGACAAUCGCAGGCCUCGAUCGUUGAGCUACCCAACAAGCUCUCGCUCGCACGCACGCAACCCUUUCCUUCUUCCGUCACGUCCGCGUCCGAGACGAGCAACAGGUCACGUCUCGCAGCCAUGGCUCAGGCUUCCAGCAACAGCGCCGAUGGUGCCAAGGGCCAGCUGUCCGCCAACGACAAGAUCCAGCGCUUCGCCGCUCCCAGCCGGCCGCUCAGCCCCCUCCCGGCCCACGCCCUCUUCAACGACAAGACCCGAUGCUUCGUCUACGGCCUCCAGCCCCGUGCCGUCCAAGGCAUGCUGGAUUUCGACUUCAUCUGCAAGCGCAAGACGCCCUCGGUCGCCGGCAUCAUCUACACCUUCGGAGGCCAGUUCGUCAGCAAGAUGUACUGGGGCACGAGCGAGACCCUCCUGCCCGUCUACCAGGCCGUCGACAAGGCCGUCGCCAAGCAUCCCGACGUCGACGUCGUCGUCAACUUUGCCUCCUCGCGAAGCGUCUACAGCUCCACCAUGGAGCUGAUGGAGAACCCUCAGAUCAAGACGAUUGCCAUCAUCGCCGAGGGUGUCCCCGAGAGGCGAGCCCGUGAGAUUGCCCAUGUGGCCAAGAAAAAGGGCGUGACCAUCAUCGGGCCCGCGACGGUCGGCGGCAUCAAGCCCGGCAGCUUCAAGAUCGGCAACACCGGCGGCAUGAUGGACAACAUCGUCGCCUCCAAGCUCUACCGCAAGGGCUCCGUCGGCUACGUCUCCAAGUCCGGCGGCAUGUCCAACGAGCUCAACAACAUCAUCUCCCAAAACACCGACGGCGUCUACGAGGGAAUCGCCAUCGGCGGUGACAGGUACCCCGGCACCACCUUCAUCGACCACAUGCUGCGGUACCAGGCCGACCCCGAAUGCAAGAUCCUCGUCCUGCUCGGCGAGGUCGGCGGCGUCGAGGAGUACAAGGUCAUCGAUGCCGUCAAGCAGGGCGUCAUCACCAAGCCCAUCGUCGCCUGGGCCAUCGGCACGUGCGCGAGCAUGUUCAAGACCGAGGUCCAGUUCGGCCACGCCGGCUCCUUCGCCAACUCGCAGCUCGAGACGGCGGCCAUGAAGAACAAGAUGAUGCGCGAGGCCGGCUUCCACGUCCCCAACACCUUCGAGGACAUGCCCGCCGUCCUCAAGGACGUCUACGACAAGCUCGUCAAGAGCGGCAACAUCAAGCCCCAGCCCGAGCCCGUCGUCCCCAAGAUCCCCAUCGACUACUCGUGGGCCCAGGAGCUCGGCCUCAUCCGCAAGCCGGCCGCCUUCAUCUCGACCAUCUCCGACGAUCGUGGCCAGGAGCUGCUCUACGCCGGCAUGCCCAUCUCGGACGUGUUCCGGGAGGAGAUCGGCAUCGGCGGCGUCAUGUCCCUCCUCUGGUUCCGCCGCCGCCUGCCCGACUACGCCUCCAAGUUUCUGGAGAUGGUGCUCAUGCUGACGGCCGACCACGGUCCCGCCGUGUCGGGCGCCAUGAACACCAUCAUCACCACGCGUGCCGGCAAGGAUCUCAUCAGCGCCUUGGUCUCGGGUCUCCUGACCAUCGGCUCUCGCUUCGGCGGUGCCCUCGACGGCGCCGCCGAAGAGUUCACCAAGGCCUUCGACAAGAACCUGAGCCCCCGAGAGUUCGUCGACAACAUGCGCAAGGCCAACAAGCUCAUCCCCGGCAUCGGCCACCGCGUCAAGUCGCGCAACAACCCCGAUCUGCGCGUCGAGCUCGUCAAGGAGUACGUCCUCGCCAAGUUCCCGAGCCACAAGCUCCUCGACUACGCCCUCGCCGUCGAGACGGUGACGACGUCGAAGAAGGACAACCUGAUCCUCAACGUCGACGGCUGCAUCGCCGUCUGCUUCGUCGACCUUCUCCGCAACUGCGGCGCCUUCUCCGCCGACGAGGCCGAGGAGUACCUGUCCAUGGGCGUCCUCAACGGCCUCUUCGUCCUCGGCCGAAGCAUUGGCCUCAUCGCCCACUACCUCGACCAGAAGAGACUGCGCACUGGUCUGUACCGUCACCCUUGGGACGACAUCACCUACCUCCUGCCCAACCUGGCCGAGGGCCGGCCUGGCGCCGAAGGCAGAGUGGAGGUGCAGAUGUGA
This is a messenger RNA of Drechmeria coniospora, 2601 nucleotides long. Its product is annotated as ATP-citrate synthase subunit 1. The transcript has 3 exons. Bases 1 to 2601 code for a protein of 866 amino acids. Gene Ontology annotation, biological process: acetyl-CoA biosynthetic process; tricarboxylic acid cycle; fatty acid biosynthetic process. Gene Ontology annotation, cellular component: cytosol. NCBI's taxonomy places the organism in Eukaryota, Fungi, Ascomycota, Sordariomycetes, Hypocreales, Ophiocordycipitaceae. Gene Ontology annotation, molecular function: ATP citrate synthase activity. The record is from RefSeq and is a predicted model, not a curated record.